This is a messenger RNA of Bombus impatiens (common eastern bumble bee), 5168 nucleotides long. RefSeq names its product CD82 antigen. Bases 354 to 1157 code for a protein of 267 amino acids. The transcript is spliced from 4 exons. The record is from RefSeq and is a predicted model, not a curated record. Lineage: Eukaryota; Metazoa; Arthropoda; Insecta; Hymenoptera; Apidae. Gene Ontology annotation, cellular component: membrane.
GUUUAAACGAGAGUACGAGAGUACCAGUCUGUUCUUCAUACCUUGCACUCUCGAUAAAAACUAACGCCAAUAGUUCGUACGUUCGUCGUGCCCCAUGACAGUUGCUUAUAAAUCGUUGCAUAGAAUAGGCCGGUGUUUUCCUGUCAAUAAUAUGCAAGCACAAUAUUAAAUAAUUCGUAAUAUAUUAUUAUUACAUAGAUAAAUAAAAAGAAAAUAAAAAACCCUCCCUCAUCCGUGUAUUAGCGUCCAAAUCGAAUGUAAACGAUUCCUCGUCGGGCCAGGAAAUUUCGUAGUUUCCAUAAACCUACCAAAGUAACCUAACUAAAGUGUGUUAUAUUAUAAUUCGGAAGAAGAUGGUGCUUUCGGAAUGUUACGGAUUCGUCAAGUAUGCGUUAUUCUGCGUGAAUAUUGUAUUUUCGUGUGUAGGUCUAGGAGCAGUUGUUAUAGCACUAUGGAUGUUAACAGAGCAAACGUUCCUGACGUCCCUGGCUGAGGAACAGCAUAAUCUCAACGCCGGCUUUUACAUCCUGUUUGCAGCCGGGUUCCUGAUGCUGGUAGUCGCUGUACUCGGUUGCUGCGGCUCCUCCCGUGAAUCUCGAUGCAUGCUAGUCGCUUUCUUCAGCUGUCUGUUGGUGCUUAUCGUCGCACAAAUCGCGGCUGGAACAUGGUUGCACGCCAACAGCAAUCGCCUCGAGGAACUGGUCAAGUCUAACGUGAUAAAUACCGUUAAGAACAAAUAUGGCGAAGACUCUGCUCAUACAGAUACUGUGGAUACUUUCCAAUCAGAAUUGAAAUGUUGUGGAGCAACCGGUCCAGCAGAUUGGACAGGUAGCAAAUACGCGACCAAAGACCCCUCGAAUCCUGUCAGUUUAACCGUUUCUGAGGACGCGAAUAACGAGUACAAAGUACCCGAAUCCUGCUGUAAAAACAGAAGCAGCAGUGCAUGCAAAGCAGAUCGGAAAAUUAAAGUGGCCGGUGUAGUUAAGUCGACAAUUUACAGUGAGGGCUGCGUAGACAAGCUAAUGGAUAUACUGAACAACCAGAUGGAUGUAGUGAUUGGCGUGAUCUCUGGUGUAGGCAUUCUGGAAUUUUUUGGACUGACAUUUUCUAUAAUGAUGUGCUGCACAAUCGGUUCUUCUGAUAGGUACAAAGCUUGAACGUAAUACGUUGUUAGGCGGCGAUGUAUGUAUAAUCCUUCCUUAACGCCACAUAUCGCCCUGUCACAAUCUUCUAACCAGUAUCGCGAUAUUUGAUCUCUGUGCCGAUCCGUGUGGAUUUCAGGUAUCUGUCCGUAGUAUCCGACCGGAAUGAGAAAGAAGCUUCCCAAGCUGGAAUUCUACUAAAAUGAGGCUUCUGUUUUAACGUUUAAAUCGAAUCUCUUGCAUUAACAAUGUUCUGAAUAUAUGAUUUCAGUAUUGCGUACUAUUUGCGUAUUCUUCGCAAGAUUUUUAGACAUUGUAUUAUUACUAUCCUGCUCAGGGAGGAAAACUAUCGAUUUUUUACUCGUGUAUUUUAUAUGUUCGUGAUUUAUAUUUGUACACGUGUACAGGAUGAUGUUAUCAGUUAGUAAAUUAAUCAAAUUUCCCGUCACAUGAGAUGCUAAUUUAUGAAUCACCCUGUGCAUUUGUACUCUUUAAUAACACGUUCAUCGAUCCCGAAAUUAUUUUUAUAAUGAACUCACGAACAGUACUUAUGAAAUCACAGUGGAAACGUUCAGUUUAUUGUCGAGGAAGGUGUAUACAAAGAAAUCAAUUUUUGUUUUUCCUUUUACUGCCAAAUGCUCUUUUCAUCCGUAUAUCUUUUUCCAUGCUAAAGACUUACGCUAAAUGAGCAUUUAAUAUUUCACAGAGUACCUAUAUGAUUUACAUUUUUGUUAGGCCAAAGUAGUAGACCAAACUAACGUUAAUGUGUUAAUGAAGCAAAGAACGAAAGAGAGGGAAAGAAAGAGAGAGAAAGGGCUGAGCUGAUUGGAUUUCGCGUGAGCAAUAAAGAUGUCGAUAAUUCUUUGUUGCAACUGGUAUAUGCAGGAAGAUAUACUUACGAAUUCUCUCAAACUUUGUUCUAUUCUCCAGACUGCCGUAAAAUAAUUUUAUUCUUUUCGUGUAGGUACAAAAUGUUCUCAUUGUGGCACAACUCUUUUUAUAUUCGUUAUUUAUCAUGUAUUUUGGAAACAUUUUUGAAGUCCUCUUUGACUUUUCACUCCACUUUUUCGAUUCACUUUUACAAAAGAAAUAAAGUGAACUUGAUCAACUUAAUAGUAAUUUUUACAUGAUUUUUAAUAUAGAAAUGAAUUUGUAAAAAUUAAAUAAUCAAAGAAAAAUAGAUAUGUUAUUGGUGUAGAUUGACAAAAAAUUAUUUUGGUUUUUUUAAUAUUAUUUUAUUCAAUAUGAUUGAAAAGUAGAUUGAAAAGUAACUUAGGUUGGCCAGGUUUCAUAUAGAAUUGUAAUGGGAAGUUAGUCCAAAAUUAUUCAGUUGUUGCCAAUAUACUAGUUUUAACAUACAUAAGUAUAUAAUAUAUAAAUAUAUACAUAUAUUAAAUAAUAAAAAUGCUCCGAGGAGAUCGAUCUGAUAAUUAAUAUUGAUGUCCAAAUGAGAUUAUAUUAUUACAAGAAUGCUACUAAGCGAUUUUAUCUCUUGUAGCGUUAUAGUCUAUCUAUGUUAUCUUUAAAGCAAAAAGAAAGUGGCAAACUUUUAAGAGAAAAAGAGAUGAGAGAGAGAAAGAGGACAUAGCUAGACAGAAGCAACUAAUUUUAUAAGAAUUAGCUCGUUACUGCGAAAAUUCAUGUGAUCUAUCUUAUCGGUGUUCGACGCUUUCUGGAUACAAUAGUUUUUUAACAAGAGAUUUUAGCAAAUGAGGUUAUUAAUUAUUGAAGAAAUUAUUUAGCAGUGAAUCAAUCAGAGAUAUAAAUGUUUUAUUGUAGAAAUUGUAAAAGUAAAAUUUCAUGAAAUGUAUUAAAAAUGCCGCUCUUAAUAUGUAUAAGAUAAGUAAUGAAUCGUACGCAUGUAUAUGUUAAAAAAAUAUACUGUACCUUAAACAAAUUGAUAAUCUUACUGUUAAUUUAAAUGUUUUAAGAAGAAUUCUGACAUAACGAGUAAGAGCUGCUUUUGGGAUAGUUGUGUCUUAAUAGAGGUGAUUUACAGAUUUGACGAUGAAUUUUUAGUAAAGAUAAUGUGUAACAAUAACGAGUAGUGCAGGUGUUCGUUAACUGUCCCACUAAUAUUCAUUGUCAAAUGAAUUAAUAUAGGCUAAAAUGAAAAAGAGUCUGCACAUUUAUUCUGGUGAUGAGUAUGAUGGUACAAAGCAAGAUUGUGGAAGUAUUUCAAUUCUUUUCAUUUUGAGCAUGUAUACGUUGAGCAAAUCAAAAGCGUACAGAGUACAGAUCAUAGUAUCUAGUCUGUAAAAAUUAAAUUCUUAAUUUAUGAAAUGUAUUUCGAGUACGGAUUAACACUUUGUUUAUUACAUUUCUAAUAGAUCAACAGAUUGAGAGCCAGUAUAUCAAAGAAUUUUACUAUUUAUCAAAAUGAAAUGUAAUACCUACUUCGUUUUAUGGGAGUGUAAAUAUAAAUUUGUUGAAUAAUAUUAUUGGUAAGCAAUGUGUUAAUCGGUCACUUUGUUGUAAUAUUAUUUUCCGUGGCUCUUCUCUCUCUUCUUUUAUGCGUGUAAAAAUAACGAUAUACACAACGAUAGUGUAUAUUGUCUUUUUCAUUAACCAGGAAUUCUUACACCGAUAUGAAAUUAUAUUGAACUGAUUUUAUUGCGUAGUAUGUACAAUUUAAUUUCUAUUUUUUUUUACAACUGUCAUUAUUAUUUCGUGAAUAGUAAUAUUUAAGAAAUUCUGGUUGAAUCGAUAGAUAAUUGUCUAUGCGUAUGUACACACAUAUAUAUCUGAUGUUAUGUAUGUAAAAAUGACUAAGAAUUAAGAAUAUGAAAGCGCUUAUAUCGAGUAUAAAAGAAAAGAAUGAUUGCUGAAUGAGCAAUUAAGAAGGCGAUGUUUCGAUUGCUAUAAAUUACGGGUUUUAUAAUUUCCAAUUGUUUGUUAAGUGACCUUGUAAACCGCAAAGUUUCUUUGUCAAUUAUUAUGAGUCCGUACAAUGUGUUAGUUUAGUUUAAAUAAGCUAAGUUGAACAAAUUGUUUUAUCGUUUCGAUUCAUCAAAAUAAUUGAAUUGUAACUUAAUCCUUUGUGGUUAUAACAUUUCUAGAGACAAUGCUAUGAAGCAUAUAUUAUAAAUUCGAAUUUAAAGUAAUUUCAUUACGUCGUUCAUUAUUUGCUGAUGUAAUUAUUUUACUCGGUGUGAUGUAGCAUCUCAAUUGCGCUUUGUUGGAGGAUAAGUUUGACAAAAAUCUCUAAGAGUUAAUAAUUGUCAUUGGCGGUGCACCUAUGCCAUCGCAUCGUUUUUGUACAUGUGUGGUAAUUACUAUAAAUUCCGUCGGUCUUUUGCUUGCAUGAUCAUUCAUAUAAAAAAAGAAAGACAUCAUACGAUUUUAAUGAAAGAAAUCAUAAAAUGAAAUAAACGUACAAAAAAAAAGAAAAUAACUUAUUCGAAAAUGAAUAUAAAAUCGAGUAUACUGAUGUUACAAAGCACACAGAGAAAAAAAGAUUACAUAUUCGAGAAAUCAAAAAGAAAAAAGAAGAUAUAUUCAUACAACACGUGAAAAAUUAUCACUCGUAUAAUGCUCUUGAUUUUGAUAUUAAUAUAUUUAUAUAUAUACACACACACUUGCAUAAACGUAUAUAUACAUGAAUAUACAUAUUUUCUUACUCGUUUUUGAGCGAAAUAUUUUUAAUCUCAGUUGAUUUUACCAUUUAUUCUUUUUAAGAAUGAUUGUACAUUGUAUAUUGUAUGUUUCUUUAAAGAAAAGAGAGACACAAGAAUUUAACUUUAACAUAAUUCUAUGUAAUAUAGGAUUAUACAAUAAGAUGAUAAGGCGUACUGAAAAAUGAAUUUUUCGCAAGUAUUUCUAUUGAAAAGGUCUCUCCUGCGCAUUUUUGAAUAUAAAACGACGAAUGGUAUUACUUUUAUCAUACUUUACGAAUUAACGAGCAAAGCUAGCAUCUUGACAUAUAUGCGAUUUCUAAGUGUGCGUUCAUUUGCAAACUUAUGUAUGUUAUGCAAGUAAAUGUUAUAAAAGAUGUUCAAAAAGUUCAAUAUACACGUAAUGGAACCA